Molecule: messenger RNA, 1197 nt
Organism: Alnus glutinosa
Lineage: Eukaryota; Viridiplantae; Streptophyta; Magnoliopsida; Fagales; Betulaceae
Product: glucan endo-1,3-beta-glucosidase 11
Exons: 1
Coding region: 19-1197 (392 amino acids)
Biological process (GO): carbohydrate metabolic process
Cellular component (GO): plasma membrane
Molecular function (GO): hydrolase activity, hydrolyzing O-glycosyl compounds
Source: RefSeq, a predicted model, not a curated record
CCAACUAACCACAUCCACAUGGCUCCUUCUCUCUCCUCCUCCUUCUUCUUCUUCUUCAGUCUCGCACUCUCCUUCCACUUCCUCUCCCUCCUCCCAACCACCACCUCGCUCACCACCCUGGGCGUCACCUACUUCACCCCCGUCACCAAGCCCAAGCCUCCGCCACCUGACCACAUCCCCACCGCUGUCUCCUACCUCGGCCUCACCGCCAUCCGCAUCCUCAGCCCCAACCCAGCCAUCACCCGCGCCUUCACCUACACCAACACCACCCUCAUCCUCACCAUCCCCAACCCCCUCGUCCCACCCAUCGCCGCCAACCGCUCUAACGCCCUCCGCUGGCUCUACGUCCACGUCGUCCCCUUCUACCCGCGCGCCAAGAUCGCCGCCAUCUCCGUUGGCAAUGACUUCCUGUCCGCCUCCCCACCUGGCGCCCUCUCCUCCGCAUCCGUCCUCCUCUCCGCCAUUCGAAACAUCCACCUGGCGCUCCGCGACCUCGGCAUCCGUAGGAUCUCCGUCUCCACCUCCUUCUCCUUCAUCAGCCUCCUCACGACUUCGUUUCCCCCCUCCGCCGCCGAGUUCCGCCCCCCGGUCUCCGAGACACUCAUCAAGCCGUUGCUUCAGUUCCUCAGGGACACCAACUCCUCCUUCUUGAUCAACAUCUUCCCGUACAACGUCUACCGUUUGAACUCCGAGAUUCCCAUUGGCUUCGCUCUGUUCCAGGAGCACUCGUUCAAUUUCCGCGACGAUUUGGUCACCGGCGUUCGCUAUCGGAAUCUUUUUGAUAUGAUGGUCGAUGCGGCUAUUAGCGCCAUGGCUGUGGCGGGAUAUGAGAACAUCCCGUUGGUUGUGGCGGAGACCGGGUGGCCGAGCUCCGGCGGGGAAGCCAGUGAGGUCGAUGCCAACCCGGCCUACGCGGAGAUGUACCUUAAGGGCCUGGUGGCGCAUUUGAGAUCGGGAGUUGGAACGCCGUUGAGGAAGGAAGGGGUGGCGGAGGCUUACAUAUACGAGCUGUUCGACGAUGAGGAGGUGAGGCAGGGGACGACUCUGCCUAAGCGCAACUGGGGGAUUCUCUACCCCAAUAUGACUAAGAAAUACAAGAUUGACUUCUCUGGGUCACUCAGCACCGGUGAGGGGUGUGCUUUGGUGAGAGUUGGGAUUCUCUUGGUCUUUGCUCUCUUGCAUUUGCUCAGCUUUUGA